AGCGUUGGAACGCCCCUUGUAUUUUCCGUCCGAAUUGAGCCAAAUGUACCUGUCUCCUAAUCACUCAACUCUAUUUUUGAAAAUUAUAUUUAGUCAAUUCUGUGAUCUUGAAGAGUGUACAACUGUAUGUUAUUGCAAACUUCUGAAAAUGGACCUUAAACUCGUUUACAGUGAAAAAGGAAAAGUGUUGCUUCUUUUCAAUAGUUACAAGUACAAGGAAAUAAGUGCACUUAAAUUCACAGGAGAAAAGAGUUAGUGAUGCACAAAAAAUAGUUGUUCAGCACGUCUAUACACCGUAGGAACUAAUCCAAUUUUUUCAAGAAAAAUGGGUGAACAUCAACACGACGCUUAUGAUGACAAAAUUCUGACUAGACACACCAUAAGCAAUAGCGUCAGGAGGAAAAUUGAUGAAAAUUUUUGUGACAGGCCGUCCAAAAUCAUUCAUCAAGAGUUGGAUGCAAACUCUGUCAAAUUAAUAACAAGAAAGGAUGUGAAAAUGAUUAGGAAUAACAUCUCCUAUACAAAGAUGACAAAAAUGCCAAAUCUGCCACAAUCAACAGGUGACGUGCAUGACUACUGGGAAGCUUCUGAAAUAAAGGACAUUCCAGGCGGGAAUUUUCUUCUUCACAUUGACAAAAUUAAUAAUAUUAUAAUUUUAUCAUCUGAUAUGAAUAUGGAAUUUUUAUGCAAUCAAGAUAUUCUCCUUGGAGAUAGAACUUUCCAAUAUUGUGAAAAACACUUUUUACAAUUAUUUACCUUACAUUCUUAUAUGAAUGGAUAUUACCUUCCACUGGUUUUUUGUUUACUAAAAAACAAAAAGGAGAGGACGUAUGCUGAAGUUUUUCGGAUCUUACAACAAAAGUGUGCUGAAACAGGAUUUAAAAAGUUGCAGCCGACAACAGUCGUUUUUGACUUUGAAAUAGCCAUGCAUUUGGGUCUGAAGGAAGUUGUUAUGAAUGUGGCUAUUAUUGGAUGUCGAUUUCAUCUCGGACGGUCGUGUACUUGGACCACGAGGAAGUUGGAAAUGGAUUUAUGGACCUAGUCGCAAUCCAGCCAGAAGACGCGAGACUGGAGCUGUUUAGAUUCUAUUUAGUGGAAAACUACGUUGGACUGGAGGCACUGUAUCCUCCACAUGUUUGGACAUCAGCCUCUGCCGAUCUGUGGCUAACUACGAAUGCAUAUAAAUCGUUCCAUUCGAAAUUAAAUGAUGCCUGUCCGACCUCACAUCCAAAUAUUGAAGUUUUUAAAAAUCAUAAAACGAAGUGCAGACUUCGAGCUUCAUCACAAGGAAUAGCCUAGCCGACGCAGAAACCAAGAGGAACGGAGUAAUAAAAAAACAAAAUUUUCUCUGUUCAAAAAUCCAGCAGUACCAAAACGGAGGUUUCGAAACGAAGUUAGAUUUUAUCAAGUGUCUUUCGCUAGUCACCAACCGCGUUAGGGUUAAAUUACUUACCAUAAUACCAUAAUACAAUCCUUUACAAUAAUAAAUUGUUUACUAUCAUUAAAAUGUUCUUAAAGAUUUAGAAGUUAGUUAUUUACAAUGAAUUGCAUCGAAAAAAUCAACUUUGUGCCUCCAGAACUAGACAAAUAGUGCGUUUGUUAAUUACGGUAGUUUCAGUAAUUAUUAACUUAUAUUUGGUUGCCAAAUAUUAUACUUAGGUUUUAUUUCCAAGUAAUAUGUGAUCGAUUCCAAAGAAAAAUCUUUAUUU
Molecule: messenger RNA, 1709 nt
Organism: Belonocnema kinseyi
Lineage: Eukaryota; Metazoa; Arthropoda; Insecta; Hymenoptera; Cynipidae
Exons: 2
Coding region: 973-1299 (108 amino acids)
Source: RefSeq, a predicted model, not a curated record